Didymella exigua CBS 183.55 is the source of this 684-nucleotide messenger RNA. RefSeq names its product DDE-domain-containing protein. The record is from RefSeq and is a predicted model, not a curated record. Bases 1 to 684 code for a protein of 227 amino acids. Lineage: Eukaryota; Fungi; Ascomycota; Dothideomycetes; Pleosporales; Didymellaceae. The transcript is spliced from 2 exons. Gene Ontology annotation, molecular function: nucleic acid binding.
AUGCCACCUCACUCAUCUCACCUGCUGCAGCCACUUGACGUUGGCUGCUUCUCGCCGUUGAAGCGCGCGUACAGCCGUGAGAUUGAGGCUCUGAUCCGCCACCACAUCAACCACAUCACCAAGCUUGAAUUUCUGCCAGCGUUCAAGGCAGCCUUUGAUCGCGCGUUCACAACAGCCAAUAUCUGCUCAGCCUUCCAAGGCGCAGGCCUUGUCCCUCUCCAUCCUGACGUUGUUUUGUUAAAGCUAGACGUGAAGCUGCGCACGCCUCCUCUAGCUGCUCUGCCAGAGGCUCUCUGGGAGGCUCGUACGCCAAGCAACCACAGGAGCUCCUCACCUGCCUCAAUUAUUGAAGCGAUUGAUCAGCUUAAGAAAGGAGCUGAGGUGAUGAUGCUCUCUGCUGAGCUUAUGCGCGAUCGGAUAGCCAGCCUAGAGAGUGCCAAUGAGGCAGCGUCAGAGCGAAAAAAACGCAAGAAAAAGCGACUCCAGAAGCGUGGAGUCUUAACAAAGGGAGCUGGAGAGGAUAUACUUGCUCAACGUGAGGCUGAUCAGCAGAUUGCGCGUGAAGAGCGUCACGGAGGAGAGCAAUCAGGCCUCAGCCGCCAGGCUCUGACGCGCUGCACGAGGUGCAGAGAGACUGGCCACAACUCACGUACGUGCAAAAAGGACUCUAUAGAUACUUCUUAA